AUGAAUUUUGCCACAAGAAGAUGGUUCUAUCUGCCACUGGGCUGCAUGAUGCUGAUCAAUCUGAUUAAUGCUGAUUUUGAAUUUCAAAAGGGGGUGCUUGCCAGCAACAGCCCAGGAAUCAUGGAAGACAUUGAUCUCCAGUGCUGGAAUGCUUGCUCUUUGACACUGAUAGAUCUCAAGGAACUCAAGAUACAGCACACUGUCGAUGCUUUCUGGAAGUUCAUGUUGUUUCUGCAAAAAUCCCAGUGGCCUAGACAUUAUAAUGUCUUCUUAAGCAUAGCUCAGGAUUUCUGGGACAUGUAUGUAGACUGCUUGCUUUCAAGAUCCCAUGGAAUGGGCAGAAGACAGGUGAGGGCUCCCAAGUAUAAUUUUCCACAGAAGACAACAGGAGGUAAUUUAAAUUUGUACUUAAGAGAAUAG
Molecule: messenger RNA, 420 nt
Organism: Hippopotamus amphibius kiboko
Lineage: Eukaryota; Metazoa; Chordata; Mammalia; Artiodactyla; Hippopotamidae
Gene: FAM237B
Product: family with sequence similarity 237 member B
Exons: 1
Coding region: 1-420 (139 amino acids)
Source: RefSeq, a predicted model, not a curated record